Messenger RNA from Dunckerocampus dactyliophorus (ringed pipefish), 2459 nucleotides. It is a transcript of the gene abcf2b, whose product is annotated as ATP-binding cassette, sub-family F (GCN20), member 2b. Lineage: Eukaryota; Metazoa; Chordata; Actinopteri; Syngnathiformes; Syngnathidae. Gene Ontology annotation, molecular function: ATP hydrolysis activity; ATP binding. Bases 270 to 2108 code for a protein of 612 amino acids. The record is from RefSeq and is a predicted model, not a curated record. The transcript is spliced from 15 exons.
AUGCUAUAAGCGGUAGGAUCGCGAAUAAAGUGUCGCUUUCGGAUGCGCUUCCUCCUAAGCCAUCCCGGUUGAAGCAAACAUAUCAUCCAUCGGCGUCAAGCUGGCCCCGUCCUGUGUGUCAUCCAUUUCUCCAUCGUCGUUUCACUUCCUCCUUGAAUAUAUUUUUUUUUAACCCAGCAGCAGCUUCGGUCCUCCUCCUCGCUGACCGAGAGUCAUCGCUCACUGGCCGGGGUCGUCAACACCAAACAGAUGCCCAGCCCAGCCCAGCCAUGCCUUCAGAUUUAGCCAAAAAGAAGGCAGCGAAGAAGAAGGAAGCUGCCAAGGCCCGACAGCGCACCAAGAAACCCGAUGAGGUGAACGGCGACAGCGAACAAUCGGAGAGUCUGACCAAUGGCGCCGUCAGCAACGAUAUCGCCAGUUUGACCAAGGAGCUGGACGAGUUCGAGCUGCGGAAGACGGAGGCCCGAGCGGUGACCGGCGUUCUGGCCUCGCACCCCAACAGUACCGACGUCCACAUUAGCAGCCUGUCCCUGACCUUCCACGGCCAGGAGCUGCUGGCCGACACCAGCCUUGAGCUGAACUCGGGGAGACGCUACGGCCUCAUCGGCCUGAACGGCACAGGCAAGUCCAUGCUGCUGUCGGCCAUUGGCCACCGUGAAAUUCCCAUUCCGGAGCACAUAGAUAUUUACCACUUGACCCGGGAGAUGGCGCCCAGCGAGAAGACGGCCCUGCAGUGCGUCAUGGAGGUGGACGAGGAGAGGAUCAUGUUGGAGAAGGAGGCGGAGCGUCUUGCUCAUGAAGACUCGGAGUGUGAGAAGCUAAUGGAGCUGUACGAGCGUCUGGAGGAGCUGGACGCCGACAAGGCGGAGGUGCGAGCCUCUCGGAUCCUCCACGGUUUGGGCUUCAGCACCACGAUGCAGCAGAAGAAACUGAAGGACUUCAGCGGAGGGUGGAGGAUGCGGGUUGCGCUAGCCAGAGCCCUCUUCAUCAAACCUUUCAUGUUGCUGCUGGACGAGCCCACCAACCACUUGGACCUGGACGCUUGCGUGUGGUUGGAGGAGGAGCUCAAAUCGUUCAGGCGGAUCCUCGUGCUCAUCUCACACUCGCAAGACUUCCUGAACGGCGUGUGCACCAACAUCAUCCACCUGCAUCAGAGGAAACUCAAGUACUACACGGGGAACUACGACCAGUAUGUGAAGACCAGGGAGGAGCUGGAAGAGAACCAGAUGAAGCGCUUCAACUGGGAGCAGGACCAGAUAGCACACAUGAAGAAUUACAUUGCCAGGUUCGGUCACGGCUCAGCCAAGCUGGCCCGACAGGCUCAGAGCAAAGAGAAGACGCUGCAGAAGAUGGUGGCCUCGGGAUUGACUGAAAAAGUUGUGAAUGACAAAACUCUGUCAUUUUAUUUUCCUCCCUGUGGGAAGAUUCCUCCUCCUGUUAUCAUGGUUCAGAAUGUGAGCUUCAAGUACAGUGACAACACGCCGCACAUAUAUAAAAACCUGGAAUUUGGUAUUGACUUGGACACACGAGUGGCUCUGGUGGGGCCCAACGGAGCAGGGAAGUCCACGCUGCUGAAGCUGCUCAUGGGCGAGCUCCUCCCCACGGAUGGCAUGAUCCGCAAACAUUCUCACGUCAAGAUCGGCAGAUAUCACCAGCACCUGACAGAGCAGCUGGAACUGGACCUCUCACCUCUGGAGUACAUGAUGAAGUGCUUCCCUGAGAUCAAAGAGAAAGAGGAGAUGAGGAAGAUCAUCGGCCGCUAUGGUCUCACGGGGAAGCAGCAGGUCAGUCCAAUCAGAAACCUGUCAGAUGGCCAAAAGUGUCGGGUGUGUUUCGCCUGGCUGGCCUGGCAGAACCCACACAUGCUCUUCCUGGACGAGCCCACCAAUCACUUGGACAUCGAGACCAUCGACGCGCUGGCGGAAGCCAUCAACGAGUUUGAGGGCGGCGUGAUGCUCGUGAGCCACGACUUCAGGCUCAUCCAGCAGGUGGCUCAGGAGAUUUGGGUGUGUGAGAAGCAGACCAUCACAAAGUGGAACAGGGACAUCUUGGCGUACAAGGAGCACUUGAAAUCAAAGAUCGAAAAGCAGCAAGCGCAUGACAUUUAAGGUGUUUAUUACCAUGUAAGAGGCGGGUUUUUGCACCACAGCAAAUGGUGCAGACCUGAGGCGAUCGUACGCAUCUUUAAACACGUGCUGUAUUUCAUCAGUUUGAUUGUGCUGGCUCCCCAUCACAUUCUCAUCCCCCUUCUCAGGCUGCGCUCUGAUUGGCUGACACAGUGCAUGGUGGAACUCAUUCCAUUGUGCUGUCCUAGUUUUAUUUCUCCCCGAUCUGUGCGCAGCUUUUAAGUCAUAUUUUCAUAUUUAAAAGUUGAUUUUCUUUCUGUGUAAAAGGAGAAUUCUACCUUAUUUAACAUGUAAUGCAAUAAAGGAUCUGAAUAAACGGAACAUGACACACUG